Messenger RNA from Blepharisma stoltei, 1200 nucleotides. Lineage: Eukaryota; Ciliophora; Heterotrichea; Heterotrichida; Blepharismidae. The record is from the annotation of a GenBank genome assembly.
AUGGCUAACGUUGGGAAAGAAGCCGCACUUGAACUAGAGCAGGCAACAAAAUCCAUCCUUAAAGAGCCUUCACAAAUGAAGAAAAUGUGUUCUACACCAGCCUUAAUCUGGGUCGGCGUCUUAUUUGUGUUCUCAUUUGUCCUCCUGAGCUAUCCAAAGAGAUGGGCAUUUAUCUUGUGGGCAAUUUUGGCAUGGGGCUUAUGUGUGAUGAUUCAUGAGUCAGGGCAUGCAGCCAUGGCUAAAAUAGCGGGCCAUUCGCAUGAUAGUUAUUUAAGUAUGAACUUUGUCAAAUAUCACGAUCAUUUUUCAAAUUUCAUCAAUCCUAUUCUACUCAUGCUCAUUCCUGGUUGGGGAGUACUAGGAGGUCCUGACUAUAUUGGAGAGACAUCUUUAAUCGCAAGUGGAAGACCAAAAAGAUUAUUAAUAGUUAUUGGGGGAAUUUUAGCUCUAUUUCCUGUGAUGAUCAUUUGUGUGGUGGGAUCAUGGAUUGACUCCCACCUUUAAAUUGGAGCAAAUUUUUUUAAUAGGAAAAAUUUUUAUAAGUUUUAUAAAAUUAUUGUUGACCUAAUUUAAUUAUUUUAAACUGUUUCACAUUGAAUCUAUUAAUAAAAAUAAAUUAAAUUCGAGAGUAUUGCAAUCUAUUUAUCUAUUUUUAUUUUUUAAAAAAAUAUUUUGAGAGAAAAAUUUUAAAAUAAAUUUUUAAAAAUAAACCUUUUUAAAUUGGAAUAGUAUUUUUUGUUCCAAUUUCAAAGGGGGAGUGAGCACAAUUACUCUUUAGGGUAUGGGUUUGCGCUUAUUGCGUAUCUGAUUGUUUUCAGCUUUUUAGUGAAUUUACUAGUGAUAAAUAAAAUGGUAGCUCAGUGAAAUAUAAUUAGAUCCUCUGUUAGCUGUAUACUAGGUAAUGUUUGCUAGCUAGUCAAGAAAAAUGUUAGGUUUAAAUAAUUAAAUUUACUACCUCUUCCGUACUGUGAUUUAUUUUAUUUUGUAUACCCAGAGCUUCCAGAUAAAUUCAGAGCUUAUGUUGUACUUGUGCUUACACAUAAGUAUUAUAAAUUUGCAGCCUUUCUUCUUACUUUGCUUGUGGUUUAUAUCUUUUCAACAGUAUUUCAUGACAUUGCAAUCAUCCUUUUAAGAUGCAUGCUUGUCUCUAAAAACUCAAUGAAUGCAGGCCUUUCUCAACUGUUUUUUGUUGAGUAUUAA